Molecule: messenger RNA, 1146 nt
Organism: Angiostrongylus costaricensis
Lineage: Eukaryota; Metazoa; Nematoda; Chromadorea; Rhabditida; Metastrongylidae
Source: the annotation of a GenBank genome assembly
AUGAACAAGGUGUUCCCAGUUCUAAAUAAGGUGCUUAAGCUUCGCCUCUUCGCGCUGAACUGCCUGGAGAAGGUGGCGUGCUCGCCGUACCACGCACAGCAGCUCGUCGACAUCCUGAUCUGCUCCGACUACCGCGGACACUACUCGCACGGACUCAACCGCCUGCACGUUUAUGUGCACGAUCUGGCGACAAACUGCACCGCACGAGAAGGGGAACCAAUUAUCCUCAAAGAGAAGGGAUCUACGGCUUGGGUAGAUGGUCAAAAUCUGCUCGGUCCAGUAGUUGGUAAUUUCUGCAUGAAGCUCGCCAUAGAGAAGGCACGAAAGAAUGGUAUCGGAUGGGUAGUAGCGAAAAAUUCGAACCACUUCGGCAUUGCCGGUUGGUACACUCAGAGUGCUCUCCAGCAAGGACUUGUGGGGAUGGCAUUUACUAAUACGUCGCCAUGCGUGUUUCCGACGAAUUCGACCGAGAAAACCCUCGGCUCAAACCCGAUUUCCCUCGCUGCGCCCGCUCUCAACGGCGACUCGUUUUUCCUCGAUAUGGCCUCGACCACUGUCGCUUAUGGAAAGAUAGAAGUAAUGGAGCAACGUGGCGCAAAACGAAUUCCACGUGGAUGGGGAGCAGAUGAUUACGGUGUCGAAACACAGGAUCCCAAAAAAGUGCUGAAUGGAGGAGGACUGCAACCACUGGGAGGAUCAGAAGCCACUGGUGGCUACAAAGGCACGGGACUCUGCAUGAUGGUGGAGGUACUGUGCGGAAUCAUGGCCGGUUCGUCGUUUGGCAAGUCGAUCAGAAAGUGGCAGACGACUGACGAAAACGCAAAUUUGGGACAGUGCUUUGUUGCCAUCGACCCGGACUGCUUUGCUCCGCAAUUUAGCAAAAGACUUGGAUGUUUCUUAGCCGAAACUAGAGAUCUGAAUCCGGUUGAUCCGUCACAUCCUGUACAAGUUGCUGGCGAUCCCGAACGAGCUCAUAUGUAUAUGUGCGAUGAGCUGGAUGGAAUCGUCUACAAGAAAAGCCAACUUGCGCACAUAGUGAAACUUGCAAACGAUCUCGGAGUGCAAAUGUUUGAAGUGAAGAAAACAAGCACAGAAAAUCUCGAAGCUGAUCGAAGCCACAACAAGUUCAGUGUACAAAUUCAGUAA